CUGGAUUUGAAUCCUUCUCAAUCUACAUUCUCUCCUCAAGCCUACAUUUUGAUCUUCUCUUUGUCUGUGCCUUGAUUUAGUUCUGCUACUGUGAAUAUGGAGGUACUACUGGGUAUUACUGGAAAGGACUUUGUGAUCCUUGCAGCAUCCAAGGCUGCAACGAGAGGCCCGACUAUCAUCAAGGCAGAAGAUGACAAGACACGACAACUAAACAAGCACACACUCAUGGCUUUCUCUGGAGAGGCGGGAGAUACAGUCCAAUUUGCGGAGUACAUUCAAGCAAAUAUCUCUCUAUACACAAUGCGAAAUGACACGGAACUGAGCCCUGCGGCUGUUGGAAGUUUCGUUCGAGGAGAACUGGCACGCAGUUUGAGGUCACGGAGUCCUUACACGGUAAACUUGCUGCUUGGUGGGAUGGACCCCAUCACAAACAAACCAAGUUUGUACUGGGUGGACUAUUUGGCAUCGUUGGCUCCAGUGCCAUAUGCCGCGCAUGGCUAUGCUCAAUACUACUGUCUGUCAAUUCUUGACAAGCAUCAUCAUCCCGAUAUUUCCUUCGAGCAAGGUCUGAAGAUCCUGGAGAUGUGCACAGACGAGCUUAAGCGGAGACUUCCCAUUGAUUUCAAAGGGGUUCUGGUCAAGGUUGUUACAAAAGACGGUAUUAAGGAAGUAGACUAUGACAACAGCAAGCAGGUCCGGAGUGCUUAAUUCAAGUCGGUCAUCCCCAAAUGCGCGGUGGCAUUGACUUCAUGAUUAUCGUUGGAUUUCCUUUCUCCUCUGAGGUAAUGGUUUUCGAAAAUUCAGGUUGCAUGACGGGUAUUUUCUGUAGCACUCCAUCUACGUAGACGAAACGAUUAACGUAUUCCACUAGUGAGUGGCCACCACCCACGAGCGGCCACCUCUCCGCGUUUUGGACGCGACUGAAAACCUCACUCAAUUCAAUCACCAGCCAUGCCUCCAAAAGCGCG
This is a messenger RNA of Monascus purpureus, 968 nucleotides long. Lineage: Eukaryota; Fungi; Ascomycota; Eurotiomycetes; Eurotiales; Aspergillaceae. The record is from the annotation of a GenBank genome assembly.